CUUCCAUUUCUUUUCCAAAAGUCCAUUUUGAACGUCGAUCUACAAUAUGACUACAGCUGCAAGACCCACUUGGCAUCCCGCCGUUGGCGGACUGCAGCUCCGUGACACCAACGCUGCACCUGUCCACUUGGUCAGCGCCAGGGAUUUGGCCACACAAACCAAGCUGAAGCUGCGUCAACCCGGCCAAAAUGCUCCCGAGGACCUGAACUCCCUUGACGAGAUUCGUAUGAAGGAGAGAUUGGAAGAGAAGGAGCGUGAGCAUUUUGAAAAGGCCAGAAGGGGAGAGAAGCGGAAAGAGAUAUCAGCCGGGAUCGAGGAAGAUGAAAGCUCAAAGCGACAGAGGACAAAAAUAGAACCAAAUAUAGAUGCAGACGACUCGGAGGACGAUGACGAGGCAUCGGAAAGUGAUAGUGACUCCAGCGACGACGAUGAUGAUGACGAUGAAGCUGAGCUUCUACGCGAGCUGGAAAAGAUCCGGAGGGAGCGAGCAGAGGAGAAGGAACGUCAGGAGAGGGCAAAGAUGGAAGAAGAUGAAAAGCAACGAGAGGAAGAGGCAUUGACGGGGAACCCUCUACUUGAAAGCCAGGCGUCGAAAGAUUUCUCCGUGAAGAGGCGCUGGGACGACGACGUGGUAUUCAAGAACCAGGCGCGGGGUGUGGAGGACAACCCGAAGAAGAGGUUCAUUAAUGAUGUGCUACGGAGCGAUUUUCAUCGCAAGUUUAUGAGCAAAUACGUCAAAUAG
Fimicolochytrium jonesii is the source of this 742-nucleotide messenger RNA. Its product is annotated as Pre-mRNA-splicing factor Cwf15/Cwc15. Gene Ontology annotation, cellular component: catalytic step 2 spliceosome. Gene Ontology annotation, molecular function: RNA binding. The transcript has 3 exons. Gene Ontology annotation, biological process: mRNA cis splicing, via spliceosome. The record is from RefSeq and is a predicted model, not a curated record. Lineage: Eukaryota; Fungi; Chytridiomycota; Chytridiomycetes; Spizellomycetales; Powellomycetaceae. Bases 47 to 742 code for a protein of 231 amino acids.